AUGUUGACCAAGUGCACAGCUCUAACCAUUUGGCUAUUGGCCAGCUUGGCAUCUGUCAACCCGGCGGAAAUGGAUUGCUCGAAACGUUUGGAUUUGAAUACCGUGUCAAGCUGCUGUCCGAGACCCAAUCUAAAUUUUGAUGCAUUCCGGCCGAGCUGUGGCAAGUUCAUGCAAGAAGGCAAGCCCAAGAUCUCACCAUGUCUUUUUGAGUGUAUCUUCAAUUCGAACAAUGUGUUGGAUGGCAUGGAACUCAAUGAGCCAAAUGCACGUAAAGUACUGCAGGAUAUGUUGGGCUCUAAUAAGGACUUUCUUGAUAUCUAUAUGGAAUCUAUGCGGAACUGCUCGGCAAACAAGGAGACGCUGAUGAAGCUUGGUGCACCGCCGAAAAUAUAUUUGCCCAUUGCCCAGCGACCAGUUGGCGAUCAAGUCAAUCAUAUCAUAUUUGUGAUCUCAUAG
Messenger RNA from Drosophila albomicans, 456 nucleotides. RefSeq lists its product as uncharacterized. The transcript has 5 exons. Lineage: Eukaryota; Metazoa; Arthropoda; Insecta; Diptera; Drosophilidae. The record is from RefSeq and is a predicted model, not a curated record. Gene Ontology annotation, molecular function: odorant binding. Bases 1 to 456 code for a protein of 151 amino acids.